Molecule: messenger RNA, 397 nt
Organism: Myotis davidii
Lineage: Eukaryota; Metazoa; Chordata; Mammalia; Chiroptera; Vespertilionidae
Gene: MRAP
Product: melanocortin 2 receptor accessory protein
Exons: 4
Coding region: 23-397 (124 amino acids)
Biological process (GO): protein localization to plasma membrane; regulation of adenylate cyclase-activating G protein-coupled receptor signaling pathway
Cellular component (GO): endoplasmic reticulum; plasma membrane
Molecular function (GO): type 3 melanocortin receptor binding; type 1 melanocortin receptor binding; type 5 melanocortin receptor binding
Source: RefSeq, a predicted model, not a curated record
ACACGGACACGCCAGCGCGGCCAUGGCCACGGCCAACAACAGCAACGCCUCCGCGCCCUCCUUCGGCUACGAGUACUACCUGGACUACCUGGACCUGCUCCCCGUGGACGAGAAGCAGCUGAGAGCCCACAAGUACUCGGUGGUGAUCGCCUUCUGGGCAAGCUUGGCUGCCUUCGUGGUGCUCCUCUUCCUCGUCCUGCUCUCCAUGUCCCGCCGGGCUCCCGGGGCCAGGAGCAGUGCCCCGCGCCACCCUGCGUGCCCCUGCGGCCUCCACAUCACCUCCGCCAUCACUGCUGCACACGCAUUGACCCCGAGUCCCCGGCUGGGCCGUAGUGACGAGCCGAGCGCCGGGAGCCCUGUGGUGCGGGGUGCGGGGUGCGGGCACGCAGAGCUCUGA